CUCCGUGACAACACCUAGUGCACAGCUCCUCCGUCCCCUGUAACUGACUGCAGGAGAUAUUGAUUCCCUCACAUUUCCAACAGUCAGCAGAGAGAACUUUCCAGGAGUUACAACAUUCGAAACUUUGUGACGUUCCCAGGAUUUCUGUACCGUGUUUGUUAAUUGAACGUCUUUGUUUUCUAACGUUAUUCUUACCCGUGUGUCUUGGAUAUCAACACAGAGAGAAUAAGAUCCAUGUACCAUGCAUAAUACAGCAGAGACGUCCCUAGAUGGGGAUAGUUUUACCUGGCCCACCCACAGCGUAGGAAGCACACAAUACACCAACACUGAUGUCAACGCGAUUAGUAAAGUCAACGAUACCUACGACAUCAACGACUACUAUGAUUACGACUAUGAUGUAGCGGUAACAUCACUGCCGCUGGAGGAGCUCAUCCCAGUAUCCCUGGCUUACAGCAUUACAUUGGUGUUUGGACUAUGUGGCAACUUCCUUGUGAUAUUUGCUGUGUGCAGGUACAAGAGUCUCCGGAGCAUCACGAACGCCUUCCUCACCAGCCUUGCCUCAGCUGACCUGCUGCUCGUGCUCAUCUGUGUUCCCGUCAAGUGCGCUGCCUUCUUUACAUUCACGUGGUCAUUUGGCGCCUUCCUGUGCAAGUUCGUCCACUACAUGCAGACGGUGUCCAUGAUCUGCUCCGUCAUGACACUUACUGUCAUGAGCAUCGAAAGGUUUAUUGCAAUAUUGAUGCCCCUGAGAGCAAAAUAUAUCUGCACGAGUGCACACGCACGUGUUGUCAUUUUCUUCACUUGGGUUGUGUCUUUCUCCAUGGCUACCCCAGUUUUAGUUAUACAGACCCACCAGGAAGUGGGAGGGGUACGGAAAGCCUACUGGUGUGUCAAGAAGUAUGGUGACCCGAGUCUGGCCAUCUUGUUUGAGUCCUACAUGUUCGUCAUUAUCUUCGUGGUACCAGUACUGGUGAUGGUGGUCGCCUACACGGGGAUCUGCUGUGAGUUGUCGCGUGUGUCAGGCACCAGACUGGCCCUCGGGGUUACGCAAGGCGGCAGUCACACAUCACAUGAAAGAACGCCAAUGGUCCGCCAGACAAGCGGGUGUGUUGCUCCCAUAUACAGACAUCCCAACCAGGUGUUUAAAGAACCAAGGGAAAAGAAGUCGCGACUGGAUGAAGAUAAAUGUAAAGUGAUUCAGAUGUUGAUUGUCGUGGUUGUGCUGUUUAUCAUCUGCUGGGGGCCUAUCCUAAUCAACAAUCUCCUGGUAUCCACGGGGGUACUGCCCCAGCUCCACAUCGGCUACCUCAAACCUAUGAGGCAGGCCUUCUUCCUCAUGUCGUAUAUGAACAGCUGCACCAACCCUGUGGUGUAUGGUUUCAUGUCGAAGAACUUCAGAAAGAGUUUCAAACAUGCCAUACUGUGUUGCUUCCGAACAAGGAACAGAAAGAGGGAGUUCGAGCAUUCCUUUGCCACCAGAACCACCAUGGUGGACAACUGUAGCCAUCAACUUGACAAGAUCGAGGCUGGGAGUUACAGAUCUACUCCAGCAACGCAGUAUAGACAUCUUCAGCCACAGACGAGUCACAGGUUCAACACCAGGAUAUAACACAUAGUCAGCUUCUAUACAGGGCAUUGUUUGUUCACAUACUCGGACUCGUGUAUAAUGGGUUAAAAAACUGUUCCUACUUCUGUCAGAAAAAACGGUUGAAGUGUUUUACAACAGACUCGCUUGAGCCCUUUCUGUGUUAUGCUUGUGAAUAUAAUUCUGCAUGUACAAAGGUGAUAGUAAAACGACCCUAGCGUUGUGAUAUGUGCAUUAGAUUCAUAAAUUUUACCUAGUAAUAUGUAUCAUUACUUUACUGUGUAAAGUA
This is a messenger RNA of Haliotis rufescens (red abalone), 1874 nucleotides long. Its product is annotated as QRFP-like peptide receptor. Gene Ontology annotation, cellular component: membrane. Bases 242 to 1609 code for a protein of 455 amino acids. The transcript is spliced from 6 exons. NCBI's taxonomy places the organism in Eukaryota, Metazoa, Mollusca, Gastropoda, Lepetellida, Haliotidae. The record is from RefSeq and is a predicted model, not a curated record. Gene Ontology annotation, biological process: G protein-coupled receptor signaling pathway. Gene Ontology annotation, molecular function: neuropeptide Y receptor activity.